CACAAACCGGAAGUGAACGCUAAACUCGCAACCGAGUGGCUCAUCACUUCCAAUGAGGCGAUCUCUUGUCAUUUUGCAAGCGGUCGAAUCCAUAAUCGCCGUCCUCGAAUCACGGUGCCUCUGUUAAACUUUAACUCAAAAUAAGGUCACACUUAUAAAGUUCACGUUUAGCCCGCAGCAUCCUAACGAGAGCUAGAGGAGAGGAGAGUUGAAGUGUUGUUUGUACGGAUCAGUCAAAGGAAUGAAGACAGACUGGAAAUAAACCAAAAAAACUGCUGAUGGAGCCAGAAGAAGAAGAAGCGGCGGCAAUCCAGGUGGAUGAUUCAGACAGGCUGCUGAGGUACAAGAUUGAGCGGCCCGUCUACGACGAGGCCCACCUCAGGUCACGGCUCCUCCACCGCAAAAAGAAAACCACCACCGCCCGGCAGAAGCUUGCACUGUAUUUCCAGUGUUCUUCUCAGCGGGCAAAGGCAGCAGUUCUCGGCUUCCUGCCUAUUCUCGUAUGGCUGCCAAACUACCCUGUCAGGGAAUACCUGUUUCACGAUGUGGUCUCAGGACUUAGCACAGGAGUUGUGCAGCUCCCUCAAGGUCUUGCCUAUGCAAUGCUGGCUGCUGUGCCUCCAGUUUAUGGUCUGUACUCAUCGUUCUACCCUGUUCUGCUCUACACUUUCUUUGGCACAUCAAGACACAUAUCCAUAGGCACCUUUGCAGUAAUAAGCCUAAUGAUUGGAAGUGUUGCGGUCAGGGAGGUUCCCGACUCUCACAGGCCAGCCGUCAAUGGGACAAACGAUUCCGCCAUCUUCAGUGUGGCGGAUCGUGACGCCAGGAGGGUUCAGGUGGCUGUGGUGCUCUCAACCCUGGUGGGAAUCAUUCAGAUUCUUUUAGGUCUUCUCAGGUUUGGCUUUGUGGCAAUUUACCUCACAGAGCCCCUGGUGCGAGGCUUCACGACAGCGGCCGCCGUGCACGUAGUGGUGUCUCAGUUAAAAUACUUGCUGGGAGUGAAAACAAAGCGUUUCAGUGGACCCCUCUCUGUUAUAUUUAGCAUUAAGGCGGUACUUAGUGACAUUACCAGCACUAACGUCGCCACGCUCAUCCUGGGCCUCGUGUGUCUCGUCUUUCUGUAUGUGAUCAAAGACCUCAACGAGCGCUUCAAAAAAAAGCUACCCAUCCCUAUUCCUGGGGAGAUUAUUGUGGUAAUCGGGUCAACCGGCGUCUCUUAUGGGAUGACGUUGGCAGGUCGAUAUAAGGUUGAUGUGGUUGGGAAGAUACCGACUGGGCUUCUCCCACCGGUCGCCCCAGACUUCUCUCUGUUCUCCAAUUUGGCCACCGACUCCUUCGCUAUUGCGAUUGUCGGCUACUCCAUGGGAAUCUCGCUGGCCAAAAUCUUUGCCCUGAAGCAUAACUACACUGUGGACAGUAAUCAGGAGUUGAUGGCCUUUGGCCUGUGUAACUUCAUCAGCUCUUUCUUCCAAACAUUCACCAUCACUUGCUCCAUGUCAAGGAGCCUGGUGCAGGAGAGCACAGGGGGCAAAACACAGAUUGCAGGCCUGCUAGGGUCUCUCUUGGUGCUACUGGUGAUCGUCGCCAUUGGUUUUGUCUUUGAGCCGCUCCCACAGACCGCAUUGGCAGCCAUCAUCAUGGUCAACCUCCUGGGGAUGUUCAAACAGUUCCGAGACAUCCCAGCUCUGUGGAGAACCAGCAAGAUUGAACUGGCCAUCUGGCUGGUGACCUUUGUGGCAUCUGUGCUAUUGGGCUUGGAUUAUGGCCUUCUUUCGGCCAUUGCAUUUGCUUUACUGACAGUCAUCUAUAGAACACAGAGCCCGAAAAAUGCUGUCCUCGGGCAGGUUCCCAGCACGGGACUGUACUAUGAUGUGGACAAAUAUGAAGAGGUGGUGGAAUGCGAGAGGAUUAAGAUUUUCCACUCCAACUCGUCAAUCUACUUUGCCAACAGUGACCUUUAUGUGAGCGCUCUCAAAGAGAAGACCGGUGUAAACCCAGAAUGCAUACAAGCUGCCAGAAAAGCUCAGAAAAAACAAAAGGCCAAGAGCUGUCUGACGUGUUUGUCAAAGACACACACUGAGGACAAGGAACGAGGUAUGACGCACGAGGUUUUGUCCUUUAACAAAACAAUGGGAGAGCAGACAAAUGGCCGUCUAGGAGAAGGUCUUAGAGAGGCAGAGUCCGAGGAGGUUGCCUUCCUUCAGUCUUUCAGCUCCGUCCACUCCAUCAUCCUGGACUGGACCCACACUGGCUUUAUUGACUCUGUGGGAGCCAAAGCCAUCAAACAGGUCGUUCAGGAGUAUGCAGCAGUAGAUGUUCGAGUUGUCAUAGCUGGAUGCAACAGAAGCCUGCUGUCUGAGCUGGACCAGUUGGAGUUCUUCACUGGAGUUACAAGCCCCGAGAUGGUGUUCCCCACCCUUCAUGACGCCGUGUUGCACUGUCAACAUUCCCCACCCAAUAUCACAGGCGGAUACAACUGUGAAGAUCAUUCAAAUUGAAUAUGGCGCUGUUGUUCUUUGCACUCAAGGGCUUGUUAAAAUGCCCAGGAUUUGAACAAAUCCAUCCUUAAGACAAAUGUCCUUAUUGUUACACUGCAAUGUUGCAUUGUGCUGGAUAUGUGUGUGUGCUGUGUAAUGUGUUAAAACAGCUGCAAACAUGGUCAAAGAUUUGUUGUUUCGUAAAUGCAUCUCUAGUAAAUGUCUAUUUUCAAGAACA
This is a messenger RNA of Phyllopteryx taeniolatus (common seadragon), 2715 nucleotides long. RefSeq names its product solute carrier family 26 member 5 (gene slc26a5). Gene Ontology annotation, molecular function: oxalate transmembrane transporter activity; chloride transmembrane transporter activity; bicarbonate transmembrane transporter activity. Gene Ontology annotation, biological process: transmembrane transport. Gene Ontology annotation, cellular component: membrane. Bases 279 to 2498 code for a protein of 739 amino acids. The record is from RefSeq and is a predicted model, not a curated record. The transcript has 18 exons. Lineage: Eukaryota; Metazoa; Chordata; Actinopteri; Syngnathiformes; Syngnathidae.